GAUGGUAAGUCAGCCCUUUACUCUGUGCCGCUCGGCAGACACAAGGCUGGCUGGCUCUCAUUUGCGGGCCCCUGUACCUAUCAAUGACGUAGAAAGGGUCGAGACCAUCCCCGCAAUUCUUUCAGCUCGAGGCUGAGAGACUGAGGCUGAGUUGUCCGCAGGGAUUUAUCUCCUCGGGUAGGCUGCAAUUUUGGGCUGUACAGACUAUAUAUAUGAUACGAGUUUUCUCCGAAUAUUCUCUGUUCAUCUAGUGUACUUUUGUGAGAGAUUGACGAUAUUGCUGCGACAACUGCGAUAACUUCUGACAGGGCUCACCAAGGCCUAAUCCAGGAACCACGGUGGAGACACAGUGGAGACAACACAUACAAACGAUAAACGACAUCAACCUCGAAAACAACCCCCCCUCGCCGCCAGUAUCUCCCCUCCGCUCGCCCUGGUAACAGCGAGAGAGCUCAUGUAGCCAUCGCCACGUCGUCUCACCCAAACACAUGGCACCCCUCCCCCAACCCCACGGCGUCGCGCACAAACACCACCUCUCCUUCCACUCCCUCGUCUCAAUGACAACCCUCAUGGCUCCGACGCACCACCACACGGCGCCCUCGCCGCCUACUCUCCCUUACCUCUCGCACCCCGUGCAAGCGCACUUGAGGAAGAUCUACACCUCGCUGUGCGGGGGGUCGCAGUUCGUUUCGCGCGAGGCGCUCGCGGCUUUCCUGAAGGAUGUGCAGAGUCAGGAUAUUCCGCUGAGUGAGGAUGUCGCGGAGUAUACGUUUGCGGACUGGCUGGCGCUGUUGUGGAUGAGGGGUGGGUUUGAGAGCGUGGGCGCGCUGGCGCGGAAUACGGACUUGGGGAAGCCGAUCAGCAGUUAUUAUAUCAGCAGCAGCCAUAAUACGUAUCUGAGCGGGAACCAGCUUAUGAGCAAGAGUACGACGGACGCUUAUAAGAAUGUCCUCAUCCGCGGCUGCCGAUGCAUUGAAAUCGAUGUGCAUAACGGCGAGCCUGUGUCCGUUUCCUCCCGCCUUCCUCAUAUCACCGGCACCACCCCGUCUGAUCUUGCUGUGUCUGCCAUACAGGCGAAGAGAAAGUAUAAGCGCAUGUAUAAAGCUGAGUACAAAGCGAAGCUCGGUUCCUUGAAGGGCAAGAUUCCCUGGGGUCGGAGUGACGACAAAAAAGAGCACGCGGCCGCGGAUGAGAAGUUGGGAUCGGAACAUAUGUUUGGCCACAAGCAGACGGCGAACAAUGUGCCGAGUAUCAGUCGCGAGAAGACGAGCGACUCCGACAGCAGCAGCAGCAGUAGCGACGACGAUUUGGAAGAUGGGUCUGGAGAGAAGGGCGCGAGAGGUCGCUCGAGUUCGGUCUUAAAGGGGGAGCCGGUCGUGCUGCAUGCCUGGACGUUAACGCGCGCCGUCGGCUUCCGCGAAGUGUGCCGCGCCGUGCGCGAGAGUGCGUUUCAGACAACGAACCUGCCACUCAUUGUCAGCUUGCAAGUAGGUUGCGAUGUGGAUCAGCAGGAGGUUAUGGUGCAGAUCAUGAAAGAGGAGUGGGCGGGCGUUCUUGUCGACGCCGCGCACCCGACCUGUCACCCAGAGGAACGCCUGCCGCAUCUUGACGAACUACUGAAUAAGAUCCUCAUCAAGGUCAAGAGAAGCGCCGAGGUCCCACCAGCCGAGCCUCCGAGCUCCGAUGUUAGCAUGACUGCUAGCAGCAACCCCAUCACGCCUUUGACAACAAGCACGACUGCAAGCACGACGCUCUCUUCGCGCCCCUCGACACUCACCCCCACCGCCACUAUCUCUACACCCCUAACACCGACGACCUCCCAUGACGCGCUCGACGCCCUAUCGGUAUCCUCACGUUCCCGCUCCCCAUCCCUCUCCCGCUCUCCUUCCCGCUCCCCCGCCCCAAAGAACAAGGCGCGGAUCCACCCCUCCCUCUCCGCGCUGGGAAUCUACACACACAGCUCUCACUUCUCAUCCCUCACCGCCUCCUCCGCCUCGAUCCCAUCACACAUCUACUCUCUCUCCGAAGGUGACAUCCUCGAGCUCUUCGCCGCCUCGCCCAACGCCCUCCUAGCCCAUAACCGGCGCUACAUGAUGCGCGCCUACCCCGCCGGCCACCGCAUCGACUCCUCCAACCCCGACCCCUCCGUCUUCUGGCGCAAAGGCAUCCAGAUGGCCGCCUUAAACUGGCAAGUCUGGGACCAUGGCACCAUGCUCAACGAAGCCAUGUUCGCCGACUCGGACGGGUGGGUGCUGAAGCCGCCUGGGAUGCGGGAGGGCGCCGAGGUCGCAGAGCUCGAUGCGGUGGAGGGGAAGCUCAUGGACCUGCGGAUCCGGGUUUUUGCGGCGCAGCGGAUCCUGGGGGAGGAGGAGCUGCGCGCGCGCGUCAAGGUCGAGGUACAUGCGGAGAGGGCGGGGGAGAAGGCGGGGGAGAAGGCGGGCGAGGAGUGGAAGAGGCAUACGGAGACGAAGCGGGGCGCGAGCGUGGAUUGGGAGGGGGAGCAGCUUGAUUUCCUCGGGGCGGGGCCGGGAGUGGUGGAGGAGCUGAGUUUUGUCAGGUUCCGUAUUGAGGAUGACGGCUUCACGGAUACGCUGGCAGCGUGGGCUUGUGUGCGGCUUGAUCGACUCCAGAAUGGGUACCGGUUUUUGAAGCUGCGGGAUGCGAAGGGGGCGGCGACGGAUGGACUCCUGUUUAUUGGCGUGGAGAAGGUGGAGCGCUGAGGAUAAAGGCCAGGAGGAAAGGGGCUUCGGACACAAGGAAGAGCUGGCGAAUGGAUCUGAAGGGCGUACCGCCAUAGUGAUGUAGCAUAAUCUGGGUACCAUACCUUUCCGUCAAAUUUCGACCGAUUUUAUUACAACGCACAAGUGCGAAGCCCUCUCUGCGGCAGAGCCCUUCAUACGACCCCGUUCUCGCACUAAGUGCGCGUUUCAGCGAACCAGCAGCUGCAGAUCUCCAGUGCAUGUCGCUGACUUCUACAGCGUAGCAUUGCCAUCCAUGAUGACAGGGUGCCUACCGAAGGGUUGUGGCUCCAUCAAGCCAUUCCACUCGAAGCCCCUAGAACUUAAUGCCAGGCCCGAGUUACUGUAGACGGCUAACCGAGGAGGGUGCCAAUCUCUGGCGACAUGAAGUACAGACAAGGGAAAACAGGAGGGUGUGUGAAGCUAACCGCCGACACUCAUCCCAUCGUUCUGACUUGUCAUAUAUGUGAUGGAUCGGCAGCGGGAGGAGGAGCGAUGUAUUCUAUCAUACAGUAGUAUUCCGAUGCGAUGCUCCGUGGGAUGUCUUACAAUGCGUCAGGUAGCACAAGGGAGCGGUUCGGGGCGGAGUCUUCUCACAAAUGCAGGAAGUGGGGG
Molecule: messenger RNA, 3353 nt
Organism: Pseudogymnoascus destructans
Lineage: Eukaryota; Fungi; Ascomycota; Leotiomycetes; Thelebolales; Thelebolaceae
Exons: 4
Coding region: 489-2720 (743 amino acids)
Biological process (GO): phosphatidylinositol-mediated signaling; lipid metabolic process
Molecular function (GO): phosphatidylinositol-4,5-bisphosphate phospholipase C activity
Source: RefSeq, a predicted model, not a curated record